Molecule: messenger RNA, 579 nt
Organism: Gongylonema pulchrum
Lineage: Eukaryota; Metazoa; Nematoda; Chromadorea; Rhabditida; Gongylonematidae
Source: the annotation of a GenBank genome assembly
GCGGUUGCGUUGCUUUAUCCCGGACUAAUCAGUGUGGACAGUGGUCACUUCCAGUACAAUCACCUGUCCUUAGGCUUAUUCUUGUUCUCGUUCACCUGCUUCGUUUCAAAUUUCCUCAAACUUGGCUCGGUAUUUUUUGUUUUGGCUGUACAUUACAAGCAAAUUGAGCUUUAUCAUGCUUUGCCCGUUGCUGUUUAUUUGUUAUCGCGAUCUUAUACGGAACUUUUUCCCUCAAGUGCAAUUAAAAGUUACUGCGCUUGGUUGCGGCAGUUGCUCGUCUUGUUCACUUGUGUCAGCUGCACAAUGUUUGUCCUGUGGUUUCCAUUCAUUUAUACGAGAUCUGAUUUAUUUCAAAUUUUGCGCCGAAUUUUUCCAUUUUACCGAGGUUUAUUUGAGGAUAAAGUGGCCAAUUUGUGGUGUUCGCUGAAUGUGCUCAUCAAACUGAAAAAAAAUUUCGACACACUGUUUUUAUUGCGCAUAAGGCCAUCUGUGCUGCUGUGGCAGGAGAACCCGGUACUUGUAUCUUGGCUUUUGAUAAUUUCCAACGUGAGGUCAGUUAACGUUCUUUUCUGUGUAUGA